Ixodes scapularis (black-legged tick) is the source of this 3258-nucleotide messenger RNA. Its product is annotated as sodium/potassium-transporting ATPase subunit beta. The record is from RefSeq and is a predicted model, not a curated record. The transcript is spliced from 3 exons. Gene Ontology annotation, molecular function: ATPase activator activity. Bases 619 to 1566 code for a protein of 315 amino acids. NCBI's taxonomy places the organism in Eukaryota, Metazoa, Arthropoda, Arachnida, Ixodida, Ixodidae. Gene Ontology annotation, biological process: potassium ion import across plasma membrane; sodium ion export across plasma membrane; intracellular sodium ion homeostasis. Gene Ontology annotation, cellular component: sodium:potassium-exchanging ATPase complex.
GUGUAGUCCCUGCUACCAUUAAUGCAAAUUAAAUAAUCCACGAUAUCAGACAUACUGCAGUAUCCCGACUCCGUAGUCGUACCGAAUCUCGCAUACGAGACGCGCGUGGCGUGCACCACUCCACUCCGCGAUCCGUCCACAUAUGGGACGUCCGUUCCGGCCCUCCACGUCGUUGUUCGGCGGCAACGGAGGUCCCUGAUUGACUCCUUUUGUGAGUGGAUGCGGAGCGAGCGCGAGCAAACCCGACAGCCCGGAUGCUGACACUCUGCGGCGAGGUUUCCGUGGGGCCCGCAGAUUAGGGUGUCGUCGGACCGCUGCCGGGCUGCGUGGCAGCUGUCUCCCGUCACCGUACUCUUGGCUGGCAUGCUGCUUCUGUAGUGCCGUUUAGCCACCGAUGUCUCCCCCCCAGGUUCAUCUGAACGAGCCGUCUCCGGUGCAGUGCCGAGAUGUGGAAGUCUAUUUUUUAGUGAUUCCUUAGAGGGCGCUGCGGAGGAAGCGCCAUUGUCCGGGGAGCCCGCAGACGUCGAGCCGGCAAGUCCGUCCGCGGCGGAAGAGGGCCCUCGAGCCGAAGCCACAGCGACGACGUCGGCCAGCGUCGCUGUGGAGCCGGACUCGGCCAUGGGGCCCCCCGAACAGCUCCAGGAGGACGAGCCCGGCGAAAAGGCCCCGCUGAGAACCGUCUCUUCGGCCGCCGAUGGACCCGAGGACGGCGGCGGCCCCGUGGCCAAGGCGGACGGCGCAGCCGCGGCCGGGGACCAGGAGAGGCCGCAGGGCGCGGUGAGCCUCUGGCUCGCCAAGCCCAGGGUCAUGUGGUGGAUCGCCGUGCUCGUGGCCAUCCUCCUGCUGGCUGUGGUUCUGGUGGCCACCUUCCUCUCGACGGGCAAGGAGGCCGAGGAGUUGAUAUGGACCGGCGAGCCGGGACUGAUCACCAUCUGGCCCAGACCCAGGGGACGGCACAGGCUGAUUCGGUUCCGGCACGGCAGCCUGCCAUACGAGGGCCGCGACUGGCCGGCACUCACGGGCCAGCUGAAGCGCCUGGUUUCCGGCUACGAUCCGGUACGGGCCCAGCGGAACUCCAACGUCACCGAGUGCUUCGGCCGGCGCCCCGACCGCGGACGGGUCUGCCUUUUCGACGUCCGCGCCGUGGCGCCCGAGUGCACGUCCACUCUGGACUUCGGCUACAAGGAAGGAAGCCCCUGCAUCUUCCUCCAGUUCGCCAACCUGAGCGGCUGGGAGCCCGGAACCUUCGGCCACCGAGACAUCAACCAGUUGCUCCCCGAAGAACUGCGCCCUCUGCUCAAGCCGGGCCUGGUGCUCCUCCACUGCGAGGGCGACACCAUCGUGGAUCGGGAGAACCUCGGCGGAAUAGCGUACACGCCCGAGCAAGGGUUCCGCACCGAGUUCUUUCCCUACUCGGGCCACCGGGACUACAUGGCACCGCUGGUGGCGGUCCAGUUCCGUAAGCCCACCGUCGGCGUGGUGGUUGGCGUGCGGUGUCGGCUCUGGGCGCCCAACGUUCCCGUCAACAUCACCGCUGAGGUGUUCUUCAACCUGCUCGUGGAGUGAGGUCGCGCUCUUCGUUGGGCCACGCUCAGCAACCGCUCAUGUUCGUCGACGGACCCCCUGUUGUUCUUGUUGACAGCAGGAAGCCUCGUGGACUCUCGCUAAAGGCACGAACUGGCCCCCGCCAUUUCUUUUUGUUUCUGUUGAGGAACGCAGUCUCUCUCGUAAACUCCUCGGGAAAAGGUUCCAGAAAUGGGAAGGGAGGUUGAUGUCGUUUACGUUUGGGAAUAACCACGGGCAUCGUUGUAGGCGUCAAAAUUUGGUUGACACCCUUUGCAGAUAUUAAUGGCUGAUCGAAUCAGUGAUGACUGAUUACGUCUCCCUCCUCACGGAGUAAGGAACGUUCCCUUUUCCUAAAGGGUGUACGAAAAGGUGUACAUAUAUGGCGCGCCGUUUCGCCAGGGGGUGGUUAAAGAUCUGGUUAAAAAGACGGAAAUGCUGUGUGAAGACAAAAUUUGCUAAUGCUCGGUUGCAAAGAUUGGAAACGAUACAUUAAUUAACACGUUGUAUUCGGUACACCAAACACCACUUUAAGUUGGUGCUAACAUAGAUUGCCCCCACUUCCCAUGGGCAGAGCCUGAUUUUUUUUUUUUUUUUUGUUAACAAAAAUGAAGGAUACAAAACCUUUAAAUAACCCUAAAAUAAAAGGAGAAAUAUUUAAACCGUACGCAUCUGGCGUCAUCUUUUUUUUUUUUUCUUUUUUUUUUUUUUGGUGCUUUUGCACUUUUUGGACGGAUCGAUAACUUUCAAUCUAAAACAAAAUGACUCUCUUUUGAGAGAACCGAAUUUGGGGCGCGCCCCAUCAGGCUUAUACAGUCUGCUUUGUGCGUAUAAAUUCAUACGUCUUUUUUCUUUUGCCGAUAAGUGAGGCCGGGGCACAUUUCGCCUCUUCUAGGUUAGUUUAUCCUCAGCAUUUUCUUCGAAAGAUGUCCCGAUCUGACUUUGAGAUUUGGCUCCAUUGCUUCGCCGAUUCGGCAGUAUUGUUCGCCCAAGACGCACGAGACUGGAACAGGCUUUUUUCCGUUCGCAGUAGGCGCGAGCGAGAACCUCAGUAACCGAUAACUUGAGUAGACGUUCCCGAUGGAUGUCGGGCGACCUUGUCGUCGAGUACUUCAUGCCACACUGCCACUACUUGAGUCACGUGACGUCGUUCUUCCGCCAUAUUUGUGGGCAUUGUAACUUACUUCCCGCCUGAAAUCGACGAGUUCCACAGCGUGAAAGAUGCGCGAAAGAAGCACGCCGCGCGCUGUAAACUCUCAGCAGCAGUUCUCAUAAGUAUAUGGAGAGUCCAGGUGACGUCAAAUAGACAUUGUUUUCUGAAAGGUCCAUACCUGUCUUCUAUGUUCUGAUGCUUCGAGCAUGCUUCUUUAUAAUUCACACAUUUAAAAAUAAUAUUAGGUCUUUUUUUUUUUCAAAUAGUAUGUGUCCGAAUGUGGGAUAUAUACAGCAAAACACAGCUCUCACGUCAUGCCGCCGCAGUGGAGCUGCUGUCGGCGCGGCCCAUGCUCAGACGCAUCACUUGGCGCUAAUCUGGCUUCUGCGCACGUGUAGUGCCCACAACUGGUGAGAGCGAAGGCGCACUUGUUUGUAAACAGCGUGUUUGUUUGUACAGUUUGGUUCCCAAAGCAUGCUUGUCCACCUAUCGUGUCACUGGAGUCAAUAAAAACCGGGUCAGGUGCAAAAAUUAUCCGGGCA